Tachysurus vachellii is the source of this 1699-nucleotide messenger RNA. It is a transcript of the gene rbm46, whose product is annotated as RNA binding motif protein 46. The coding region runs from base 1 to 1650 and encodes 549 amino acids. Gene Ontology annotation, cellular component: nucleus. The transcript is spliced from 6 exons. The record is from RefSeq and is a predicted model, not a curated record. NCBI's taxonomy places the organism in Eukaryota, Metazoa, Chordata, Actinopteri, Siluriformes, Bagridae. Gene Ontology annotation, molecular function: mRNA binding.
AUGUUUCAGCACACUGUGGAGAUGAGUAAAUGUGGUGUUGAGUCGUGUGCUGGUGCUCAGUCAUUCAGCCCCAGUGAAAGUGCUCUGCUGGAGCUGAUGGAGAGGACCGGCUACAGUAUGGUCCAGGAAAACGGACAGAGGAAAUUUGGGGGACCACCACCAGGGUGGGAAGGACCUCCUCCUCCCCGAGGCUGUGAGGUAUUUGUGGGAAAAAUUCCAAGAGAUAUGUACGAGGACAUGCUGGUGCCCAUUUUCGAGCGUGCAGGCCACAUCUAUGAGUUCCGCUUGAUGAUGGAGUUCAGUGGAGAGAACCGUGGCUAUGCUUUUGUUAUGUAUACCACACGAGAAGCAGCACAACGCGCCAUUGCCCUCCUCGACAAUUAUGAAAUCCGUCCAGGAAAGUUUAUUGGAGUUUGCGUGAGUCUGGACAACUGUCGCCUCUUUAUUGGCUCUAUCCCUAAAGACAAGAAGAAGGAGGAGAUCCAAGAAGAGAUGAUGAAGGUAACAGAUGGAGUGGUGGAUGUUAUUGUGUACCCCAGUGCCAUGGACAAAACUAAGAACCGUGGUUUUGCAUUUGUGGAGUACGAGUCACACAAGGCUGCUGCUAUGGCUCGCAGAAAGCUCAUACCAGGAACAUUCCAGCUGUGGUGUCACACUAUUCAGGUGGACUGGGCGGAGCCAGAAAGAGAUGUUGAUGAGGAGACGAUGCAGCGUGUUCGGGUUCUUUACGUACGUAAUCUCAUGCUGCACACUACAGAGGAGACGCUUCACUUAGAGUUCAGCCGUCUGAAGCCCGGUUCUGUUGAACGUGUUAAGAAACUGACAGACUACGCUUUUAUUCACUUCUACUGCCGUGAAGAUGCGCUCGCUGCACAACGGUCCAUGAAUGGUGAACUCAUCGAUGGCUCUGUGAUUGAAGUCACGCUUGCAAAGCCGGCGAGCAAAGACACAGGUCGAAGAUUCAGAACCCGAUUUGAACAUAAUGAAACAGCACCAAUGCUCUAUAGUGACUCCAACUUCCCCACAAAGAGCAAAGAUGACUCAGGAAUCAGCACGGGCUCAGGAGGGCUAAAUGAUGGUUUUUCCCCACUUUCUCUCAGUUUGUCUACUGGUGUGAGUAACUCACGUUCUGUGGAGUUAGAGCGGUGCGUGUAUCCCAUUCUUCCCGGGUCCAGUCUGGUACCAGUCAGUCUGCAGAGCCUGAAGCCAAGUCAGUUGAGCUCUGCUGUGGCUCUGCUGGAAUAUUACUGCCAUAAGAAUGGCUGGUCUCUGCCAGAGUAUCACCUUUACACUACUACUGGUGCAACCUUCUCCACCACAGGCCAUGACGGAAAAACACUGCUAGUCUAUAAAGUGGUGAUCAGCAGCAUGCAGAGCAGCUACAUGCCCAAUAAAGUCUGCACCAUUCUCGAAGAUGCCAAGGAGCUCGCAGCUCACACUGCUCUCUGGAACCUUGAUCUCUCAUUGUAUGGCCCAGGAUCUCCUUGCAGUUUCUCUCCUCCCGCAGUGUCCUCAGGCACUGGGUUGUUAUCGUAUGCGUGCCGAGCGGUACCGUAUCCAGCGUAUCCCAUCUCUCCCAUCUCACCUCCGCUGUCCAUCUCCAGUUCCAGGGGCUCGCAGAUCUACAUCCCCAAUCAGUCUCCAUUCUGAGCCACACAGUGUGUAGACCUGUUGUUGUUAGCGUUGUUUUGUUUUUGUA